Molecule: messenger RNA, 1795 nt
Organism: Trichoderma virens Gv29-8
Lineage: Eukaryota; Fungi; Ascomycota; Sordariomycetes; Hypocreales; Hypocreaceae
Exons: 3
Coding region: 11-1573 (520 amino acids)
Molecular function (GO): oxidoreductase activity, acting on paired donors, with incorporation or reduction of molecular oxygen, reduced flavin or flavoprotein as one donor, and incorporation of one atom of oxygen; heme binding; iron ion binding
Source: RefSeq, a predicted model, not a curated record
CAUUGUCAAGAUGCAAUUGUCUCUGGCAGCGGGCAUCGUCGCCGCGGCGUUGGCUUUCGUCUAUGUCUUGAACCUGAUCCUCGCGAGCCUCCGAUACAGAGCCAGGGCUAGGGAGCUGGGAUGCAAGCCUGCUGUGUGGAUGUCGGGAUAUGACCCGACAGGUAUUGCCGAUAUUGCCUAUGGCGUGGACGCGAGCCGCAAAAAGCGAUUCCCCAUCUAUGCUCAGAAUAAUUUUGAGCGCGAAGAGAAGAAGCACGGCCGUCCAGUUGGCACGCUGCGCGUUAAGGCGCCCUUCUUCCGAGACACUCUGGUGACGACUGAUCCUCAAAACAUCCAGACCAUCCUUGCACUGAAAUUCAAGGACUUUGGCCUGGGUGUGAACCGGACUGAGAACUUUGAACCAUUGUUGGGACACGGCAUUUUCGCCACGAACGGCAAGCAAUGGGAGCACUCUAGGGCAUUGCUGCGUCCGCAGUUCAUCCGUGGCCAGGUGAGCGACCUCAACCUAGAGGAAGAGCAUGUCAAGGCUCUGAUGACGGUGCUCGAUCGCCGAGUUGGUCUGGAUGGCUGGACCGAUCUGGUGGACCUUCUGCCUCUAUUCUUCCGGCUCACACUCGAUUCCGCAACCGAGUUCCUCUUUGGAGAGAGUGUCAACAGUCAACUUGAUGAAAAUCACCCCACUUCUGAAAAAGAUGGCAACUUCGCAUAUGCUUUUGAUAAGGCACAGUAUAACCUAUCCAUUGGGGCUCGUCUUGGACCCAAUUACUGGAUCGUUCACACUCCCGAGUUUCAACGUAUGGUUAAAAGGGUACACGAAUAUGUCGACUACUUUGUUCAAAAGGCUCUCAUCCAGGGUGAGAAAAUGCCUGUGAAUGAAGACAAAUACGUCUUUCUCAAUGCACUCGCCAAAGAAACCCGGGAUCCUGAAGAGCUGCGAUCCCAACUUCUCAACAUCUUGCUUGCCGGUCGAGACACCACUGCGUCUACGCUAGGAUGGUUCUUCUACACCAUGGCGGAUCCCAUGUAUGCGCCCGUCUACCGACGAUUGCGAGCUACCAUUUUGGAAGAGUUUGGAACAUAUUCGAAUCCCAAAGAGAUCACAUUUGAGAAGAUGAAGGGCUGCCAAUAUCUGCAGUGGUGCCUGAACGAGUGUCUACGCCUCUAUCCCGCAGUCCCUAUGAAUGUUCGUACUGCAGAAGUAGACACGACACUGCCCACUGGCGGUGGCCCAGAUGGACAGUCCCCGAUUUACGUGCAAAAGGGCCAGGAUGUUGGUUACUCGGUUCACCUGAUGCACCGCCGUAAGGACAUCUGGGGUCCUGAUGCCGAGAUCUUCAAGCCCGAGAGAUGGCAGACGCGCAGGCCAGGCUGGGAUUAUCUUCCAUUCAAUGGAGGUCCGAGAAUCUGCAUCGGCCAGCAAUUUGCACUAACUGAAGUUGGCUAUGUCGUGAUCCGAAUGAUGCAACGCAUUGACAGCAUCGAUGGAUCACAAGUUGGCCCAAUCAAACACGGUCUGACUUUGACCAAUUGCCCUGGUGAGGGAGUAAACGUCAAGCUGCAUUUUGCCGAGUAAAUAAUAUUAAAAUCACACAAAAUGUCUGUUUUAUUAUUGUUGUUAUUUUUUUUUCCCCCGCUCAGUCAUUUUUUGACCGUAUCUGCAAUGGUGAAAUGGAAGAGUGAAACAGCAGGAUGAGUUUGCCAACCGGGGGAUUAUCAGUGGUAGAGCGAGCAUUAACUGCAUCAUCCAGCAAAUGUAUCAAUAGCGAAUUGCAGCAGAAUUGAUUAACGAUUAACG